Pochonia chlamydosporia 170 is the source of this 6507-nucleotide messenger RNA. RefSeq lists its product as hypothetical. The transcript has 3 exons. NCBI's taxonomy places the organism in Eukaryota, Fungi, Ascomycota, Sordariomycetes, Hypocreales, Clavicipitaceae. Bases 1 to 6507 code for a protein of 2168 amino acids. The record is from RefSeq and is a predicted model, not a curated record.
AUGGCGGCUGUCACUGAUUUAAGCGGUGCCCAACCCACCCUCUUGGCCGAGCCUCUAGUUCCCGAGGGAGCAGAGGACUCAACGACAUACUUCCAACAAUCAGAAUCUGAGGAGGAGGUAGAACUGGAAGAGGGGCAUGAAGAUGGCGCAGAUAACGGAGAGGGUGUAAGUGAAGAGCAACAGGCUACGGCCGAGGCCGAAUCAUCAAGUUCACCAGAGCCGAAGACGGAAGACGCGCCUAAAUCAGACAAGAAGAGCAAGAAGAAGAACAAGAAGAACAAGAACAAGAGCAAGGAGAAGGAGAAGGAAGAGACUAAGGAUACCCCACCCCCCGCGGAACCUACGAAUAAUGACGACAACGAGAAAUCUGUAACGACAUCACCUGGAGGAAAGAAGAAGGAUAAGAAGGGAAAGAAGGGCAAGAAGGACAAGAAGAAGGGUGCAGCAAGCCCAUCUUCUGGGGCAGCAGAACCCGAGGCCGAGGCCGAGGCCAAGGCCGAAGAGGCCAAACCAGAGGAAGUGAAGGAGGAGGUUCCUGUGGCGGAGGAAGAAGCUGCAGCUCCGGAACCGACGACUGAAGCCCCCGCAGAGGAAGCCGCUCCAGCAGUAGAAGUCGAACCGGAAGCAGUUCCUGAGAUGAAGGAAGAACCUACCGCAGAAGAGCCCGCCGCGGAAGAGCCUGCCGCAGAAGAACCUGUCGCGGAAGAGCCUGCCGUAGAGCAACCUGCCACGGAAGAACCUAUCGCAGAAGAGCCCACCGCAGAGGUAACGCCUGAGGAAGUACCAGGUGAUGCGUCUGCCCCUGAAGCGGCCACGGAAGAUGCCCCAGGGGAGGAAACGACUUCGGCCGACACGAAAGCGGCAGAGGAACCUGCCACAGAAGAAGUUCCCGCGGAGGAAGCAGCUUCAACAGAAGAGGCACCGCCCGAGGAGCCUGCCGCCGACGAUACCGCAAAGCCUGUAGAUGAAGCGACUGCUGCCGAGCCUGAUGCUGAGCCCGCAACUGAGGCUGCCGCACUAGAAGAGCCUGCGGAAGAGCCAGUGGCCGAAGAAACUGUUGCUGUUGAGCCACAGGAAGAUGCCGCUCCAGAGGCAGCCGAGGCGACUGCCGCUGACGAUGCUACAGGUGAAACCCCGACAGAAGAAACCGCUGAAGAACCACCUGCCAAAGAGGAAGAAUCUGCUCCGGAACCUGUGGUUGACGAUGUGGCCCCUGAGGAGCCUGCAAGUGCCGAGCCUGCUGGUCAAGAAGCUGAUGCCUCCGAGGAACCCGUCGCUGAGGUCGUGAAUGAAGCUGCUGUUGACGCUCCUUCAACCGACGCUGCAACUGAAGAUGCAGCAGCCGAAGAAACCACAGCGCCAGAGAAAGACAUCGUAAAGACAGAAUCGGCGCCAGUAGAAUCUGACAACAACGAAAGCUCGGCGGAAGUAGCUCCCCCAGCGGCAGAAGAGGUUGCGGAGGAGCCAAAGCUUGAAGAAACCUCUGCUGAAGAGGGUCCAGUGUCUGUCGAAGCUGCAUCAGAAGAAAUGCCUGCCGAUUCAUCUACAGCAGAGGAACCUACUGCUGGUGAAGCUACGGAAGCCGACAAGGCUCCAGAACCGAUUGCUGACGCCGACAAAAACCAAGAGUCAACCCCCGAUGAGUCACAAGAAACCAAAGAGGAUGUUCCCCCAACUGAAUCAGAGGCAGCAGCAGCAGAAGAGCAGGCUGAGGAAACCGAAGCUUCGCCAGAGGAUGAAUCCGCACCAGUGGACGCACCAGAACCAGAGUCUGUUGCUGAACCGAAGGACGAUUCUCCUGCCGACGUAGCUGAGCCUGAACCCACACCUGUAGAAUCAGCAGCUGAAGAAGCUCAAACAGAAACAGCGGCACCUGAGCCAGACAACAAUUCCGAAGAAGUUCAGCCAGACUCUGUUGAGGUAGCUGAAGUUGACACAGCCAAGGAAGAAGAAUCUCAAGCCGACGCAGUUCUGCCGGAAGAAACUGAACCAGAGAGUGCUGCCCCUGAAGCACAACCGGAAACUGAGCCUGCUGCUGAUCCCGCGCCGCCCGCUGAAGAACCCGCUUCUCAGGAAUCAGUAACCGAAGAGCCUGAAGCUGAGGUUGUCGCUACAGAAGCAGCGGUGGCGGAAGUGCCAAAGGAUGAACCAGAGGCUGCCAUUGAAGACAAGCCUGAGACCGAAGAACUUCCGGCUGAGACUGUUACCUUGGCAGAUGGUGAUGCUGAAGCGACUGAACUUCAGACGGAAGAGACCACAACUGUAGCUGCUGUCGAAGGAGAGGCAACUCAGGAACCGGCCGCAGAAUCUGAGGCCACAAAGAUCGAUGAGGUCGCCCCGACUGAAGAGGCAGGUGAGGUUACGACUGAAUCUGCUGGCACCGAAACUGCCAACCCCGACGAAGAAGCUGCUGCUGCAGAGACUCAGCCGGAGGCGGCCAAUGAGGAGGCCGCUGCUGCUACACCUUCCGAAGAGCCAUCGGCAACAGACGCUGCGGUUGAGACACAAGCCGUCGAAGAAACACCUGCCGGGGAGGUGGUCGCUGAGACACCUAAUGCAAGUGAGCAUCAAGAUGAAGAACAGGCAUCUUCUGAACAGCCCGUUGCAGAUGAGGCAAAACCUGAGGAACCAUCAUCUACUGAGCAACAGCCAGAGCAGUCUGCAGACGUUGGCGCUGAACAGACUGAAGCCGAAAACGUGGAAACCAAGAACUCUGAUGUCAAAGACUCUGAAGAAGAACCGGUCACUGAACCCAAAGAAGACGUCACUGAAGCUCCGGCAGAGGAAUCAAGUGCCCCAGCUUCAACAGAGGUCGAGGUGAACGAGGACAAGUCUGAACCAGCAGCCGAAGUGCAACCUGCUGAAACCGAAGCGGAAGCCGCUGCCCCAGAAACUGCAACUGCUGAAGCAGCAGAGCACCAAGAUCCUGACCCUGACACUGCUGCUGCUCCGGCUAAAGAUGAAGCGCCGCAAGCUGCAGAUUCUCCAUCAUCUCCCAAGCAGGUUCACUUCUCAGAGACCGACGUUGUCAUUACAGAAACCGCAACUGAAAAUGCUGACGAGACGGAUCCGCCUGCUGAAGCUAAGGAGGCGACGGAGGACUUGCAAGUGGAAGAACCGAAGACAGAAUCUGCCGAGGUAGAGCCACACGCAGAAACUCCCGCUUCAGAAGAGCCUGCAGAAAUUGCUUCAGAAGAUGUUCCCGCUACCAACGAACAGGAGUCUGAGCCACAGCCUGAAGUUGCCAAGGAUAAAGAGGGAGCACCAGCCGCCGUCGAGCCCGAAGCUCAACCAGAUGAAGAAAUUGCAGCUGAAGCAGGAGAAGGCAAGUCUGCGGAGGGAGAGGCAGUAAAGGAUUCUGAAGAUUCCGCGCAGUCCCCCGAUGCUGAGACCCCAAGUGUCGACGGAAUAGCAUCGGAGGAAGUGACAGCAGAAUCUGGGGCGGAAGAGCCUGCUGCUGAGGAACCCUCUGAUGCUGCCGAUGCCACUGCCGCUGAGCAGACAAAGGAGGUUGACGAAGAGGCUCCCGCAGACGUUGAGGAAAAGGCUGAGGUCGACACUGCUGCCGCAGAUGUGGCACCCGAAGCUACUGACAGUGCAGAAAAUGAGACUGAUGCUCCCGCUGAAAUCGAAACAAAAGAAGCUGAAGAUCCUGCGGAAGCUACUGGUGAACCCUCCGAGGAAGAAGCUGUAGUUUCGCUUGAGCAGGCAGCUCCCGUCGAGAUUGACCAAGAGAAAGCCGAAGGAACGACGGAAGCCGAAGAGCCGACCAAAGCUUCUGAUGUAAGCCCGGAUGUAACCUCUGCAGAGCCUACUGAGGAGGCGCCAGCAGACGAGGACAAAUCCGCUCCCGCAGAGGAAAGCAACGUGCCCGAGGAAGACGCAGCUGCAGCGAAGACCGAAGAAGUCAACGCUGUUGAAGCCGAACCCACUGAAUCUGCUAUCGCCGAAGACACUACAGGCGUAGAGACUGCAGCGGAUGCAAGUGAGACGCCAGACCAAGUAGAGGCAGAAGCAGAAGAAACUGCUGCGGCCGCCGCUGAAGCUACUGCUCCUGAAGAAUCGGACGAGUCUAAAGUGGUAGAAGAGCAGGCUACUGCGGAGGAUGCAGCCGCUGACGACACAGCUGAAGCGGCUGAAGCUGAAGCUCCUGAGGAAACCGUUACUGAUGCAGCACCUACUGAAGAGGCCGUUACCCAAGAAGAAGCGGCAGUUGAAGAAACACAGACGUCGAAAGAAGUCGCCGAGGUUGCAGCAGAGGUGGCUGAAGAUACCGAAGAUGCGCCUGCAGUAGAGGAGCCAGAACCAGCGGAUGAGCCCGCAGCGCCAGCAGAAAGUGACAAGCCGGAAGACGUUGCUGCGGCCGAAGAAGAUGAAGUCGUCGCCGAGACGGCUGACGCUGAAGAACAAGACGACGUGGCUGAUGUUAAACACGAACAGCCCGAACCAGCGUUAGUCGAGCUAGCCGAGCCUGAGGUCUGCGAGGAACCUACCCCUGUGGAAGAACCAGUCGCUGCAGCAGAAGAGACUACUGAUGCACCUGCCGAGUCUACAGAGGCCAAGGAAGAUGCAGAGCCUGUAGAAGAGCCAGCAGAGCAGGUCGAAUCCGCCAACGUAGAACAGGCUGGUGAGCCAGAGGCCAAGGCUGAAGAACCCGCUGACGCCGAGCCAACUGCUGCUCAAGCUGAAGAGUCUCCCGCUGCCGCAGAGCCAGAGGCGGCCGAAGUUUCUGAAGCAGCAGAUGAUGAUAAUGACGAAGCAGAAGCUCCGGAUGCCGACGAGACCAAAGCCCAAGUCGGUGUUCAGGAUGAAGAGAAGCCAGAACCAGAGACGGAGGAACCAGCGGCCCCCGAAGAAGUCUCUGCCGAUCCUGAACCUGACACUGCUGCCGAACCCGAGGUGGAAGCAGAACAGCCGACCGCUGAAGCAGCCGAGCCUGCUGAGCCCGCACCCGAGGCUGCAGAGGCUAAGGACUCAGAGGAGCCUGCUGAGGCCCCGGUUGUGGAGGAGGUACAACCGGAAGCCGAGCCAGAAAGCCAGGGACCUGUCCUUGAAGAACCUGCCGAAGAGUCAAAAGAGGUUGAGGCGCCAGAGCCCGAGGACGACUCCCUCAGCGGCACAACUGCUGCCAUUGCCGCCGGAGUCGCUGUCGCAGCUGGAGGAGCUGCUCUCGCGGGUGCUCACUUGUCCAAGGACGAUGAGCCGGAAGCCGCAAAAGACGAAAAGGACAAAGCCACCCCCACAGGUGUUCAGACACCAGAGGAGGAGGAGAGUAAGGAUACUGUUGGGCCAAUUCCAGGAGAGGAAAAGUUGACGCCCAAGUCGAAGAAAGGUGAGGAACUGCAUUCUUUCCAUGAUACCCCUAGUGAUUUUUCGGAAGUUGUUGAAGAUACCAAUUUGGAGAAAGACGGGGAUGAUGGUGAUAAUGGCGUUCUGGCGUUAAAGCAACAAGAGGAGGAAAAGGAAUUGGAAUUGGGAUUGGAGCCUGCUACCCAGCAGGUCUUGGAGGAGGCUGCUGAGACGCAGCCUGAAGUCUCGGAAGAGAUUCCCGAAGAAACUGCAGUUGAUAGCGGAGAACCCGCCGCAAUUGUGACCGAGGAGCCAGUCAUAGACACGGAGGAACCGGUUGUUGACGCCGAUGAGCCUGCUAUUGACAUUGAGGAGCCCGCUGAUAUUGAAGGGCCCGAUGUCGUCACCGAGGAGCGCACUGUCAUGGAUGAUGUGCCUCCUAUGGACGCUGAAGAGGUGCCUGUUGUCGACGUCAAAGAACUUGUUGUCGACACUGAAGAGCCUGCUGACACUAAGGAGCUUGUUGUCGACAAUGCGGAGCUUACUGCCGCUUCUGAAGAGCGUGCCGGUGUUGCUGAGGAGUCAAUCGAUGCUGCUUUGGAGCCUGCAGCAAUUGUUACUGACGAACUUGUGGUCGAUGCCAAUGAGCCUCUUAUUACCGACGAGGAGCCUGCCGACGAUCUCAAAGAACCUGAUGUAAUAAUUACUGAGGACCUUGCUUCUCAGGAGCCCACCGUCGUUGCCGAGGAACCUCCUGUCGCCGCGGAGGAGCCUAAUGAUACUACGUCCAACGAUCUUGUGGUGGAUGUCGAGUCUGUUGAUAUCAAGGAGCCUCUCGUUGUCGUUGAAGAAUCUACCGCCGAUCUUAACGAGCCUGUCGUAACCGUUAUUGAGGAACCUCCUGUUGGGGAGCUGGCUACCGAGGGAUCCACUCGCAAUGAGCCUGCUGCUGAAGAACUUGCUGUCGAAGAACCUGCUGUCGAACCUGCUGCUGAGAAACCUGUUGAAGAUCUCCCUGCAGAAGUACCCCCUACUGAGGAGCCAGCUGUUAAGGAGCCAGUUAAGGAGCAACCUACUGCUGAAGAUCCUGCCGUCGAAGAGCUCGCUGCCGAGAUUCCUGCCGUUGAAGAAUCUCACGCCGAGGAGCCUCUUGCCGAGGAACUUCCUGCUCAAGAGCCUUUUGCUGCAGAGCCUGCUAAUGAGGAAGUUCCUGACUGA